Messenger RNA from Archocentrus centrarchus (flier cichlid), 2216 nucleotides. RefSeq names its product fibrinogen alpha chain-like. Gene Ontology annotation, molecular function: extracellular matrix structural constituent; signaling receptor binding; protein-macromolecule adaptor activity. NCBI's taxonomy places the organism in Eukaryota, Metazoa, Chordata, Actinopteri, Cichliformes, Cichlidae. Bases 108 to 2192 code for a protein of 694 amino acids. The record is from RefSeq and is a predicted model, not a curated record. The transcript has 8 exons. Gene Ontology annotation, cellular component: fibrinogen complex. Gene Ontology annotation, biological process: blood coagulation, common pathway; platelet aggregation; blood coagulation.
UCAUCAGACUGAAGCUGGAGGCUUCAAAUGCGCAGACAGCAGCAUUAGAGAAGCAUUCAGCAACACGUCUUUACACAGAGAGAGAGAGAGCGAGAGAAACAGCAAAGAUGAAGCUACUCUGUUUACUUCUCUGCCUGAUUAGUGUGUCUUCAGCACUGUCCGAGAUUGACCCGAGGGGAGCUCGUCCAGUGGAGCCCGGCACCAGAAGUGAAAAAUGUGCCACUGAGAAGGAGUGGCCUUUCUGCACAGAUGCUGAAUGGGGCCCUAAAUGCCCAUCGGGCUGCAGGAUCCAGGGUCUGAUGGACAAAUAUGACCACAAUAUGCUGAAGAAGAUCGAGAAGAUCCGCAGCCUGCUGGAUCAGAACAAGGCCAAACACCGCUCCGCUGAUCAGGGGUCAAAGCAGACCUACGACUACCUGAGGGAGAAGCUUGUCACAGAUGCUGGUUCUGACAACAACUACCUUGACUUGGCCCAGAAUCUUCGUCAGAGGAUCACGGACAUGAAGAUUAAAAUAGAUCGACAGAUGAGGAUCUUGGCAGCCCUGAAGGAUCGGGUGAAAGCUCAGGUCACAGAGAUGCAAAAGCUGGAGAUUGAUAUUGAUAUCAAGCUUCGUUCCUGCAAAGGAUCCUGCGCUGGUUACGCUGCGUACCAGGUGGACCAGGAGAGCUACGUCACCCUAAAUAAACAGAUCCAGCAGCUGGAUUCUCAGUCACCCCAGAACAUCGAGACUGCAGGGACACUCUACGUGAUGAAGAGCAGGCCACUGCAGGACAUGGUUGUGGACAGUAUCUACAAAUCCAAGGACAUCGGCGUGGGAGUGGCAGGACAGCAGACCGAAAACAUGUUCCCUGAUGUGAGGACUGUCCAUUUGGUCUUGGAGGAGGAAGGCUCCAGCUCAUCCCCAGCAACUGUCUCCAAGGUCCCAGGUACUCCCCAGUCUUCGUCUACAUCCUCCUCAUCCUCCUCUUCCUCCUCCUCCUCCUCCUCAUCGUCAUCUGUCUCCACGUCAUCUAAAUCUAUUACUGAGAUCAGAGGACGUGGUGAUGGAGAUAUGGUUGGUUUGGGCGUCCAGCCCAGCACAUCUCACGUGUCCACCAAAAGCGUCACUUGCACCAAGAGCAUCAGAACAACGGUUGUUCAUACAGCAGAUGGGCCGGUGGAAAGGACGGAGGAGGUGAUUGGAGGUGGUCCUGAAUGCCAGAUGACAACAGGCUUCACCAAGGGAGGGAUUAGCUCCCUGUUUCCCUCUCUCAGUCAUGCAUCCUCGUCCUCUUCUGCUGGCUCCAUCAAGACUUCCCACAUCAGCAGCACCAAGGGCAGCAUCUCUGGAGAUACCAAAACUGGGUUCGGCGAUCCAUUUGAGGCUGACGUCGGGCUCGACCUUGGUGCGUUUCUUACUGACAAUACCGAAGAUGACGUUCCUGAUUUCCAUGCCCGGAGUGUGAAGAGCGCUUCACGAAUUGAACGGCAGGCAGAUUAUGUGGGAAAAGAUUGUGUCGAUAUCUACCAGAAGCAUCUGAAUGGGGAAACAAAUGGCCUGUUUAAGAUCAAACCUGGCGGGCCUGAAUCCAUGGCAGUAGUGGAUGUUUACUGCCAGCAGGAGGGGAUUAUGGGAGGGUGGUUGUUAGUCCAGCAGCGAGAGAGUGGCGCACUCAGCUUUAACCGCACCUGGGCUGAAUACCGUGAUGGGUUUGGUUCGGUGGAUGCUCAGGGCAAAGGCGAGUUUUGGCUAGGCAACCAGAACCUCCACCUGUUGAUUAAUCAGGGUGAGACUAUGCUGAAAGUUGAGCUGGUGGAUUGGGAAGGUGGUAUUGCCAGUGCGGAGUACACUGUAAGGGUGGGCACAGAGGAAGCGGGGUACCCGCUGCAUGUCUCUGCAUACACUGGAGAUGCUGGAGAUGCCCUGUUGAUGCCAAAGGCAUCUGACUUGUCCCACAAUGGAAUGAAAUUCAGCACCUUCGAUAAAGACAAUGAUCAGUCAGAGCAGAAUUGUGCAGAGAUGUAUGGGGGUGGAUGGUGGUACAAUAACUGCCAGUCAGCUAACUUAAAUGGGAUUUAUUACAAAGGCACAUAUGACCCAAAAGCAAAUAUGCCAUAUGAGACUGAGAAUGGAGUUGUGUGGGUGACAUACAAACCAGCAAAUUACAGCCUGAAAACUGUUCGGAUGUUUAUCCGACCAGCUGAUUUUUAAUUUUAAACUUGCAAAAUAGGUAAA